Molecule: messenger RNA, 2164 nt
Organism: Anthonomus grandis grandis
Lineage: Eukaryota; Metazoa; Arthropoda; Insecta; Coleoptera; Curculionidae
Gene: Slh
Product: protein sly1 homolog
Exons: 11
Coding region: 138-2027 (629 amino acids)
Biological process (GO): endoplasmic reticulum to Golgi vesicle-mediated transport; intracellular protein transport
Cellular component (GO): cytosol; Golgi membrane
Molecular function (GO): syntaxin binding
Source: RefSeq, a predicted model, not a curated record
CCAAAUCAUAUGUAAAUGUCAAAAUACUCAAAGUUGGGCACGUCAUAAUAUAUUGCUGUUUUGCAAAUUUAAGUUCAAUUUUAAAAAGGGGCAAUAUUGAAGUUUUCUAACUUCUUUGGCAUAUGAGCACCUAAAAAAUGACUACAUUAAGGCAACGCCAAAAAGAUGCAAUUAAGCAAAUGUUAAAUUUAAACCAGCCCCUAACAAAAUUAGGGACUUCUGAGCCUUCUUGGAAAAUAUUAGUGUACGAUAGGGUGGGUCAAGAUAUUAUAUCACCUCUUAUAUCUGUAAAGGAGCUUCGGGAACAAGGUGUCACACUAUUCGUGCAAUUACACUCUGACCGAGAUGCAAUACCUGAAGUUCCAGUAGUAUACUUUUGUGCUCCGACCGAAGAAAAUUUAGGUAGAAUAAAGCAAGAUUUUCAAAGGGGUGUGUACGAUAUUUACCAUUUGAAUUUCCUUUCACCUAUUUCAAGAGACAAAUUAGAGGACCUUGCUUCUGCAGCUAUUGAGGCUAACUGUGUUGCAAAUGUGCAUAAGAUCUAUGAUCAGUAUGUAAACUUUAUCUCUCUGGAGGAUGAUAUGUUUGUUCUGAGACAUCAAAAUAGUGAUUCAAUAUCUUAUUAUGCAAUCAACAAAGGAGACAUCAAAGACAACGAAAUGGAGCUGAUAAUGAACAGCAUUGUGGACAGUCUGUUUUCGGUAUUCGUUACGGCAGGGACAGUUCCAAUAAUCCGAAGUCCUAAAGGUAACGCGGCCGAAAUGGUCGCUCAGAAACUGGACAAAAAAUUGAGAGAAAACUUGUUCGAUGCUAGGAAUAACUUAUUUACCGGCGACACCCAGUCUGGAAACUUUAACUUUCAUCGUCCGUUGUUGAUCAUUUUGGAUAGGAAUGUCGAUAUGGCGACUCCGUUACAUCACACGUGGACUUAUCAAGCUUUGGCACACGACCUGCUAGACCUUUCUCUUAACAGGAUUGUUAUUGAAGAUAAUGCACCUAAAGGAGGGACUAGAUCUAAACAUAAACCGUGCGAACUAGACGCAAAAGACAAGUUCUGGAAUAGUCACAAAGGUUCUCCGUUUCCCAACGUGGCGGAAGCGAUUCAAGAGGAGCUGGAACAUUAUCGAUCUUCCGAAGAAGAAGUUAAAAAACUGAAAUCCUCUAUGGGUAUCGAUAAUGAAAGUGAAGUGGCUGUUACAAUGGUUACGGAUAAUACGGCUAAAAUUACUUCUGCUGUACAGUCCCUGCCGCAAUUGUUAGAAAAAAAGAGGUUGAUAGAUAUGCAUACGUCUAUUGCAACCGCAAUAUUAAACAGCAUAAAAUCGAGAAAAUUGGACACAUUCUUCGAGUUAGAAGAAAAAAUAAUGAGCAAAGCACAGCAAUUGGAAAAGCCGCUAUUGGACUUGAUAUCGGAUUCAGAAGCCGGUAUGCCCGAAGACAAACUAAGACUGUUUAUAAUUUAUUACAUUUGUGCCCAAUACUUGUCCGAAUCGGAUUUGAAAAAAUAUGAAAGUGCUUUGGUGGAAGCUGGUUGUGAUUUGAGUCCGUUGGUAUAUAUUAAGCGGUGGAAGAGUUAUGCAAAAAUGACGAGCAGCGGCGCCUUAAACCAGUACGAAGGAGCGGGCACAAAGACCGUCAGCAUGUUUUCAAAAUUAGUGUCGCAGGGUUCAAAUUUUGUCAUGGAAGGAGUGAAAAAUUUGGUCGUUAAGAGGCAUAAUUUGCCUGUUACUAAAAUUGUGGACAAUCUCAUGGAGUUUAAAAAUAGCCAAGAAAUGGAAGAUUACCAUUACCUGGAUCCCAAGCAACUGAAACUCACAGAAAUCCCAAAGAAUAGAUCUCCAUUCCACGACGCGGUAGUGUUUAUUGUCGGAGGAGGAAACUAUAUUGAGUAUCAAAAUUUAGUUGAUUAUGCCAAGGCCAAAACGACAGCAGGCAACGCAAAAAGGAUAAGCUAUGGUGCCUCAACGUUAAAUAAUGCCAAGCAAUUUUUACAUCAAUUAUCGUUACUCGGACAGGAACUACAGUGACAAUUUUUAUAGCCACUAGAGAUAAUGAAAUUUUAUUUAUAUUUAAAGAAUAUUUUUAUCUAUAAGUAUUAAAGAGGUAAUUUUUUAUUGUGGUCAUCAAUGAAUUGUAUAAUUUUAAUAAUAAUUCAUAGGUGUUA